Molecule: messenger RNA, 2231 nt
Organism: Electrophorus electricus (electric eel)
Lineage: Eukaryota; Metazoa; Chordata; Actinopteri; Gymnotiformes; Gymnotidae
Gene: manea
Product: mannosidase, endo-alpha
Cellular component (GO): Golgi membrane
Molecular function (GO): alpha-mannosidase activity
Source: RefSeq, a predicted model, not a curated record
UCCGGGAGUUAAUGAUUUGAAGAUCAGGGAAUUUGCCCAAUAUGCACUAUGCGAGCAUACGAAGCCCCUUCCUUUGCUUACACUUCCGCGUACAUUUCGGUAGUUGGUGUUAAUGGUCGGACUACAACAGUGCUAAGAAGACACUUCUUGCCGCAAUGCAGAUCACCUUUUGAUUCAUGUCACCAAAGGCUAUGCUUUUGUCUUGUAAGAAAACGUCACCCACCACCCCCGGUCUCGUUUAGCUGGCUGGUCUAAAAGAGAAAUGGGUCUCUGAGAUCAACAUAGUCCAAAUUAAUUGUGCAGUUUGAUGAAUCUGACAAUAACAGGCCCAUGUCUUUUCACAUGUGAACAUAUAAGUGUUCCAAAGAAACACCAUGAUCCAGAAAGGUCUUCAAGGUGCCAGAGUCAAAAUUGCCACAGGACUGCUUACUGGGCUGUUUUACCUGGAAUGGACCUGCUUCCAUAGGAAUGGCGAGAUUUAGACGGAAGUCCUGCAUCACUGGAGCUGCCCUGUGCUUUCUCAUAUUUGUCAUAACUAUCAUUCUGAAAAGCCUGACCCCAGAUGACAAUAGCUCAGCAGAUGCCUUUCUGCAUGGAGUCUUGCUGCAGAAAAGGCAGGAAGACGGCCAUCUGCAAGCCCACAGUGAUGCAGAGACUCACAGCAGAGCAGCAGGUGUUGUGAGCAGAAAAACUCCAGAGGAAAGGCUCAAUAGCGAAGCUCAAGAUUUUCCUCCUCCAAACUACAGCAUGCAUAUUUUCUACUACAUAUGGUAUGGAAACCCUCAGUUCGAUGGAAAGUACAUUCAUUGGGAUCACCCUCUCCUACCACACUGGGACCCAAAAGUGGCAGCAGGCUACCCAACAGGAAGACAUCAGCCUCCAGAUGACAUUGGAGCCAAUUUCUACCCCGCCAUGGGUGCAUACAGCUCUAGAGAUCCCUCUGUCAUCGAGGCACACAUGCAGCAGAUACGAGCUGCCGCUGUCGGUGUUCUUGCAGUGUCCUGGUACCCACCCGGUAUGAAGGAUGAUAAUGGUGAACCAACUGAAGACAUCAUGCCUUUGAUCUUGGAUGUAGCUGAUAAGUACCAAGUGAAGGUAGUUUUUCAUAUUGAACCAUACAAAGGACGAGAUGAAAGAAGUAUGCUUGAAAAUAUCAAGUAUAUUGUAGACAAAUAUGGAGACCAUCCCGCUUUUUUCAAGUACAGAUCAAACACUGGGAAGCUCCUUCCCUUGUAUUAUAUAUAUGACUCAUAUUUGCAAAGUCCUGACAGCUGGGCACAAAUGCUUAAGAGAACUGGUGAGAGAAGCAUCAGAAACACCCUAUACGAUGGUGUCUUCAUCGCUCUGCUUGUGGAGGAGAAGCACAUGCAGGACAUAUUGGCUGCUGGCUUUGAUGGCAUUUACACUUACUUUGCAACUAAUGGCUUCUCCUAUGGCUCCACACACCGUAACUGGAAGUCCAUUAAGGCUUUCUGCAAUGGAAACAAUUUGAUUUUCAUACCUAGCGUAGGCCCUGGCUACAUUGACACUAGCAUUAGGCCUUGGAACACACAGAAUACGCGGAACCGUAUCAACGGGAGAUACUACGAGACUUCUCUGAGAGCAGCGCUGGACACAAGGCCAGAUGUAAUCUCCAUAACCUCAUUUAACGAAUGGCACGAGGGUACUCAGAUCGAGACAGCUGUCCCUAAAACGGGAAGGCAGACCGCCUACUUGGACUACCUACCUCAUAAAUCUACUGUGUAUUUAGAGAUUACAAAAAGAUGGGCAAAGAAUUUCAGAGAAGAGCAACUGAAAUGGCUCCAGUGAGUGCAUAGAUAGAUUACCAUUGAGUGAUCUCAGGCAUUUGGUGAAUGUUAUGAGUGAUUGAUUUUCUUUCUUGUCCCAUGUGCAUUACACUGAUACUGUCAUGAAUGUGUAUGUGAUCUAAUUAUGACCGGUUGGGCCAAACAUUUACAUCUUGUAUACAGAAUUAUGUGCUUUGGGGGGUAUUAAGAUCUUGUAGUGACUGCUUCUUUGCAUUAGGGUUAAUGUUGAAAUGCCAGGUGCAAUUAUAACACUUAAUACUCUGUCCUUCAAAAUUUAUGUAUAUAGUCAAAGACAGUGACUGAGUCAACUGUGUCCAGAAAUAUAUGCAAGUAGACCUAUUCUAAAGUCUAGAAUUAGAUCCACAAAUCAUUAAUUUUUUAAUUGUGUAAUUAAAUGCAAGAUCACCUAAACGUUUGAGAUAA